UAAUAAUUCAUAAUCAUCAGAUGCCCUUUUACAUUGCAGUUUGCUUUAUCAUUGUAAAAUAUAUUGUACCAUGAAAAUUCAAUCGAAGCAAAUUUAUUAGAAUAAUUAUAGAUGCGAGUGCGCUGAAGCUUUUCUCCGAAGAGUAUUAAGCUAAACCUUUUCGUCUCACGUUUAAUCAUUUUUGUUAAAUAUUAGGCAAUUUUUCGAGUUGGUAAAUUGGCAACAGCACAUCUUUGUUCCUGUCGAGCAAUCUUUGUGGCGCUUCGUUUGAUAAGCUUUUGAAAAAACUGAUAGCAACCUUGAUAAUUUUGCUAAGAUUGAAAAUCUGAUUUCAAGUCAACAUAUGGAAAUAUAAAGAAAAUUCAGAAACUGAAUCAACAAACGAAAAGAGCUCUGAUUCAGAAAUGGAAGUAUCCCAAGGCAGUAUCAGUUUAAAAACUGUAGUUUCAAGCCUGGAAAAUUGCUCAAAAGGUGCAGUUAAUGAAUUGAGCCAACCGAACUUUGAAAUUAUGCUAUUAAGUUCUGAGAGUUCUAAUUCAGGAACGGAAGUAUGCAGUCAAAACAGCGAAAGAUCAGUAACUGGAAUAUCAAACCAAGAGAAUUUAGAUAUUCAAUUAUUUAACCAAAAGAAUUCAGAUAUGGAAGCACCCACUGAAGACAGUAUGAGCUCAAAAAUGACAUCUUCAAAUGAAGAAUAUUGUUCAAGAAAUGUAGUUAAUAACUUAAACCAAGAGAAUUUAGAAACCGAGUUAUCAAUUGAAAAGAAUUCAAAUCCAGAAAUGGAAGUACCGUCUCAAAACAGCUUGAGUUUAAUAAUUGAAGUAUCAAGACAAAAGAAAUUUGAAAUUGAAUCAUCAAGCCAAAAUAAUUCUAAUUCAAAAAUGGAAAUAUGCUCUCAAGAUAGCAUAAGCUCAAUAAUGGAAAUAUCCUCUCAAGAUAGCAUAAGCUCAAUGCAAGUUUCAAAUGAGGAAAAUUGCUCAAAGAGUGCAGUUAAUGAAUUAAACCAAGAGAAUUUAGAAAUUGGAUUAUUAAACCAAAAGAAUUCAAAUCCAGAAAUGGAGGUCUCCUCUCAAGACAGCUUGAGUUCAAUAACUGGAGUAUCAAGCCAGGAGAAAUUAGAAAUUGAAUCAAGCCAAAAUAAUUCUAAUUCAAAGAUGGAAAUAUCCUCUCAAGAUAGCAUAAGCUCAAAAAUGAAAGUUUCAAAUGAGGAAAAUUCCUUAAAGUGUGUAGUUAAUAAAUUAAACCAAGGAAAUUUGGAAAUUGGUUUAUCAAGUGAAAAAAAUUCAAAUUCAGAAAUGGAAGUAUCCUCUCAAAACAGCUCAAGUUUAAUAAUUGGAGGAUCAAGUCAGGAGAAAUUAGAAACUGAAUCAUCAAGUCAAAGUAAUUCUAAUUCAAAAAUGGAAAUAUCCUCUCAAGAUAGCAUAAGCUCAAAAAUGGAAAUAUCCUCUCAAGAUAGCAUAAGCUCAAAAAUGGAAAUAUCCUCACAAGAUAGCAUAAGCACGAAAAUGGAAGUUUCAAAUGAGGAAAAUUCCUCAAAGUGUGUAGUUAGUGAAUUAAACCAAGGGAAUUUGGAAAUUCGAUUAUCAAGCGAAAGAAAUUCACAUUCAGAAAUGGAAGUAUCCUCUCAAAACAGCUCGAGUUUAGUAAUUGGAGUAUCAAGCCAGGAGAAAUUAGAAACUGAAUCAUCAGGCCAAAAUAAUUCUAAUUCAGAAAUGGAAGUAUCCUCACAAGAUAGCAUGAGCUCAAAAAUGGAAGCUUCAAAUGAGGAAAAUUGCUCAAAAAAUGUAGUUAAUGAAUUAAACCAAGGGAAUUUGGAAACUGAAUUAUCAAGCCAAAAAUAUUCAAAUUCAGAAAUGGAAGUAUCCACUCAAGACAGCUCGAGUUUAGUAAUUGGAGUAUCAAAGCAGGAGAAAUUAAAAACGGAUUCAUUAAUCCGAAAUAAUAAUUCUAAUUCACAAAUGGAAGUUUCCACUCAAGAUAGCAUGCUCUCAAAAAUGUUAGUUUCAGACCAUGAAAAUAGCUCAACAGACACAUUUAAUGAAUUCUGUAAUACAAAAGACAGUUUAUCAUGUGAAAAUUCUGAUUUGCAAAUCCCUACCAUGUCAAGAAAGAUAAAUAAAAGAUCUCAUCCUUCAUCUGAUGACGAGUGUAUUUCCAAAAGAAAAAAAUGUGGAAAAGAAAUUGCUUUAGAAAAGGAUGAAACCCUUAUAAGAGAAAGAGAUCUGUUAAGAAGAGAGGCUACUGUGCUAUUAAGAGAAGAAGCUGUUGCGUCUCGUGAACAAGCACUGUUAUUGCGAGAGCGUGCCAUUUUGGCAAGGGAACAGAAUUUGGAAAAUGAAGAGAAAAAAAAAUAAUUUGUCUUUAAAGUGGUAUAUUGAAAAGUGCAUAUUAUUCAAUUGGAAAUCACAUUUUUUUAACAGUGUGAUUUUCCUUUAUUUUUUGUGUACAGUUUGUAUUUUUGUACAUAUUUAAAUUACUGUGUUGAGAAAUAGUACAGUAAUCUUUAAUUGGUCAAACAAUAUCAAAAUGUAAAAUUUUAAUUUAAUGUUAUAUUUUCUUAGUCAAGUUUCUGGCUAUUUAUAAUUUUUUCUGUUACCUUCAGUUUUUAAUUUAUUGAAGUUUGACUGUGCCUGCAAAACCUCCCUAAAAGGGCCAUUUACACAUGUAGAUAUUUUGGCCAUGUGUGGAUGUGAUCACUUUACAGAACAUUACUCACAUUUAUAUUGAGUACUACAAGUUAAUUAUGUUUCCAAAAAUACUGGCCAGUUUUAUAGGUGAUUGCUUUAAAAGAUUUUAUUGUUUAUUGAGAUUUUUAUUGCUAUUAUCAUACAAACCAAACCAAAUUAUUAUGUUAAUCGAGGCAUUUUCCCCCCAAUUAAAAAAUAUUCAUCAAAGAAGUUUCAUAACUGAACAUUUUCAAAAUGUUAAAAAAAAAAAAAAUCUCUGUGUAUGAAACUAUAUGUUCACCUGCAGAGUUUCAAAUUCUGCUGUAUGCUUUUUUAACAGGUGAUUAGAACUGUUAAUUAUAUGUAUAUUUAUUGAAUAAAACAAUUGGCUGCAUGAA
Messenger RNA from Stegodyphus dumicola, 3064 nucleotides. RefSeq lists its product as uncharacterized. Lineage: Eukaryota; Metazoa; Arthropoda; Arachnida; Araneae; Eresidae. The record is from RefSeq and is a predicted model, not a curated record.